UGACGAGCACAUUUUAUGCUCACAAGAUUCACGGCGGAACACGACUCCCUCAAAAAUUCACUUUUACCCAUGAAAUAUGCCAAGUAAUGUUCCGAGGAGAGUAACGAUAUUUACAAAAGGCCAUAGAACAGGAGGGAAGGUAUGAUCUUCGUUGCAGCCACUGGCCACUUUAAUUUCUUACCUUCAAUAGUUGGCGCAACUAAUUACGGACUUAAACCUGCUUAAACAAAGCGUAUACUGUUCUCUCAGAAGAGUUGAGUUAGGGAUAUUGCAAUUGCAUGAUUUUAUCGCGAUACAGCGAUUUUAAAAUACUCGCUCUUAUUAAGAUAUCCCUGAACGCCUUGUGCAACAAAGCAUACCAAUGCAACAACAUUUAUUUUACUGAAUUACAUUCCUAUUCAAUGAUGUGGAAAUAAGUGGCCAUACAAUACAUUAAAAUAAGCCGAUAUCGGUCUAUGUCAAGUGGUCACCCCAUUUUAUCAAGAUCUGUCGCAACAGGAUGCAAAUUUAAAAAAGGAUUGUUUUUGAAGGGGGGUGGGGAUUGAACAAUGCCUUUAAUACACUCUUAACAUUACUAGAUCGAUAGACUUCUGAAAGCUCCAAGAGAUGAAAAAAGGUUCACGAAAAUACCAGCGUAAUAUAUACAUGUAGGUACAUAUUAUUAGUGAGUGAACCAAGAGACAUAGAAGUUUAUGGCUGACAAUAUAAUUAAUCUUUAUAAAAUAGGACACUGAAAUGCCAUAGGGCUCCAACUUUAAUGCUUUGAAAGAAAAAAAAAUUAACCUUUUUAUUUAAAAGAUACAUUAGUUGUAUUCUCAAGAUGUCCUAAUUAGUUUGCAUCUUUUUUUUUUAUUUAAGGUGAUUGCUGUCCCAGACACCUUUGAAGAAUUUCUUCUUAAAGCUAAAAACAAACUUGGACUCCAUGGUAAUGCAUUAGUUGCAGUUUAUAAUAAAAGCGGAGGACUGCUUGAAGAUGUUGAGUUGAUCAGGUACAAACAUAUAUCAUCUUUUAUCAAGUGCUGUAUAUAAAUCCAAGUAAAUAAUGUCAGGUACAACAUAGUUGUUUAAAAUAUCAGUCAUAUUUAUCACAUACAAUGUAUCAUCUGUGUAUAGGAUUAUGUUUUCUGUGAUGAAAUGAUUAUUAAUUUUUUUACAUGUACAUGUACCAUUUUAAUUUUUCAGAGAUGAUGAAGUCCUUUAUGUUUCUUCAGAGGAUCCUACCACAGGUAAGGCUUCAAAGACUGAUGCAGAUGCUCCUUUCUUGAUUAAAAUGAACAAAUAUAAAAACUACAACUAUGGUUAAAACAUAUAACUGCGACAUAGCCUUCUGAUAUUUUCUUUAAAUUUUUGUGGAAAAAGCCUGUUACUUGAGAAAUUCAAUGAAAAUAUGUUAUUAGCAUGCAUGUAUUAAUAGCGUAUACAGUGUUUGAGAUCCAAUUUCACUCCCCUCCCAUGAUUACACUGAUGUGCAUGUAAAUAUCCCAGGGUGUUCUAUCUAGUACAUGUACAAUUGAGUGGUACUCUUGAGUAUGAUUGAGUAUAUGUGGUAUUAAUAGGGUCUGAAUAAGUGUAUGCCCCCAAACGUCCAUUCCUCUAAGACUAAAUACCCCAAAAUUCCCUUUACACCACUAGCUGUAGUUACAAUAUUAUUCAAGUCCCAAGAACAAGUGGUGAACCAAAGAUUUGAAAGUCUAAAUUUGUGAAUAAAGUGAACUGUUUAGUAAUUUACAGGUACUCUAGAAAUGAAUAAGUUUGAAAUGCUCUUCUGAUCACUGGCAAUGUUCAUAUUUUGCCCAAAAAAUCGAACAGUUUUAGCCGUACCCUUUAAAGACAACCUUUGUCAUUUUAAGGAAGUACUGUAUCCCUCUAGACCAAUAUGUCAGAAAAAAAUUUAAGAUGCUGGCAAAAUACUCCCAUAGACUGAGGUACAAUGUAGUACAUGUCAGUUAAAGCCUCGCAGGCUUUCCUGUUUUGAUGUCUCAACCCUGAAUUUACAUGAUGCAGUCAGUAUAAAGCAGUCUUUCAAAUACUACUCUUGCUCUGUGGUCUUGUUUGUCACCAGCUGAACUAACCAAGGAGCCAGUGACUUGCACAGUGAUCUAUUCUAAAUCAAAUGAGUCAAUAUUGUGAGCAUUUUAAAAUUUAUUGGACAUUUUUACUAUUAUUUUUCUGUUGCACCCCAUCUUCAUAUCAUUCCUCCAGUAAAUGGCAAUGUUCAUGAGGCUGUCAAUGGAGUUAAAUGUAAGUUCUACAGUUAUUUUGCAGUCCUACAGUGUAUAAUGCUAUAAAUAUUUAAAUGUAUAAGAGAGAAGGGAGCUAUUAAAACUCAAUGUGUGGUUUAUAUGGGGAUGGUUGAUGUAGGGGUGGGGGGAGAGAGGGUGGGGAAGGGGAAUACCGCAAAAGUGACAGUCUUCGGAGUUUAGAUCUCUAGAGGUUGCCGUUUAUAAAACCUUGAUCCAAUUUAAUAGAUUGGAUCAACUUCUGUAACCCUAUCUGUAAACAUUUGUCUUUUUAAACAAGAUUCAGGUUUAUCUGGUCCAGACCAAUCCAGGUUAUUUUUGUAAAAAAUUGUAAAUUGUAAUUUGUUUACCCACCAAGCUCUUAGGAGUUUUUAUAAACUGGUUUCAACGUGUCCGUGCAUUCCAGAUCGAAUUGGAAUUUGGAAGUGUUGGUUUUUGCGGGGAGGGGAAAACUGGAGUAUCCAGAGAAAAACCUCUCGGAGCAAGGGAGAGACCCAACAACAAUCUCAACCCAUAUAUGGUGUCGAUGCCGGAAUUUAAACAUGGGCCAGAUGGGUGGGAGGCAAGUGGUCUCACCACUGCGCCACCCUUGCUCCCCUUAUGACUGUCAAUCAACAAGAAAAUAAGCAUAUUACGGUAGUUAUUCAAAAGUGCCUUUUUUAGCAUUCACAGACUGGGUGACACUCAAUGUUGGAGGUCAAAUAUUUACAACCACAAGGUACUGACAUGGUAGAUGUUAUAUUAUAGAUAUGACUAAUGCAAAUUUGUUUUAUUUUGAUACAUGUUUUAAACAAGGUGAUGCAUCAAUUUUUUUUUUAUCUUAAUAAAAAUGUCAAUAUAGGACUGAAAAGUAUUGCCUGUUACGCAUGAUUUUAGAAUAACUGGUGUUGAAAGUAAUUUAUCAUUCUACAGUUAACUUUUUAAAAACAAUUAAUAGGGAAAAAAGAAAGGCAGCUCUGAAAAAUGAAGUGGGCAGGGAUGAGAAACAUUUGUUUCUUUUACUUGGCCUAACUGAAAUUUGACUUUAUGGAUGAAUAAAUGAUUCAACAAAUAAGAUAAUGAGAAAGUUGACACAAGUCUGCAGCAUACUGUUUCAUUCUUUUGUGUGUUGUAGGGCAACAUUAAUGAAUGAGCCAAACAGCAUGUUGGCAAAAAUGUUUUCCCCAGCAGGUCAGUGAAUACAUGUAACAUCCACGUUAUCAUAAAUUAUCUGGCAAUGUUUGUGCAGUGGUUGACCACUCUCUGACAAAAUUACUCUUAGUCAGUAUUACUCUUAGUAAGAGCUGGGGUUUGAUUCCAAAGAACUUGGCCGGAUUUAGUUCAGAUUUAUCAUCAACAUUACAGUGUUUCCUAGCAACAGCUUAUCAUUAUGAGACAUUAAUGCCUAGGAUUUGGUUUAACAUUAAGGAUAUCACUUAAAGCUGGGGACUAUGUGACAAGGGUAUUGAUGUUUUAGGUCAAUUUUAGCUGUGCCAAAGUCCUAAUGUAGUACCUAUAACCAUACACCAAAUGCUGUAGAGUUUAACAAAUUUCAUAAGGAAGCCCUAUCCGUGAUAUUUUUUGGCAAUUGUUGUAGGCAUGGCAUUAAUAGUUUCAAUCCAUUUCGAUCCUUUCCAUGCAUUCAUAGCAACAGACAACAGGAAGAAAUUUAAAUGCCUAAAUAUAGCCACAAGUAAAGUGGACCACUAUUUUUGGAAUUUACUUUCAUGGAAAGACACUUUUUGGAUAAAGAAAACAAAUAGUCUGAUAUAGCCCCAUUAAACUGUCAGAAAUCUGGCACCUGAUCAGGUGUGGAUCUAGGAUAAAUGCUGACCGAGUUCCUGAGGUGCAAGCUUCUUUAGAUUUUAUCUUCCUGAGGUGCCCUUUUCUUGGGUUUCUGAGUCAUUAAGACAGGAUAUUGGCCAGUUCCAUUCACAUUGGAUGAAGCCUUGCAACUUGGAAAGUUAUUUACUCAUCAAAAAUAUCUCUGUUAUUAAAAAUCUAAUCAAUUUCUGUAAAACGAUGGGAACCGGUGUGGAUCCACACCUGCCUGAUAGUUAUAAUGAUACCUUUAACUGCGUACCUCAAAAGUUCUGAAAAAAACCUCUGGAGUUGUCAUUUUCAUUAUCCACUCAGAAUCUUGGAGCAGUAUCACUGAUUCUACAGGAGCUUUUCUAUUUGAUAGAAGCCCAGUGUACUUUGAACCAAUUUUGAAUUAUCUCAGACAUGGACAGCUGAUACUGGAUAAUGGAGCCAAUCCCCAAGGUAACCACAUGCACAUAAUAUAACAUAAUUAAGGACUCAGAAAAUAUUCAUAUUAAAAUUCUUAACUGUUUAGGAAUUGUUAUAUCGAUGUACUGCAACUUUAUGAAUUUUCUCUUAGCGAUUUUCUGGGCGAGAUUUUCUCUAGGCUGACACGAUCUUAAGGGUUAUACAGUCUGUAGUUGCUGUAAGUUUUCAGUAAAAAAUGUCUAUAAUUGUCCCCUCACCAAAGAAACCGUUUAAUACAUUUCUGGUUGCCCUUGGCGUGGCAAAUUUAUUUACUCUUCCUGUUAAGGUACUCGCCUUUCCACAAAAGGCUUGGUUCUUCCUCGCUAUACUACUCUAGUAUUGCUCUAUUCAUUCUAAAUGCGCAUUCGAGAUAGUCAUAUGCAAUAAUUAUGUUUCUGAUGUUUACCGGGCAAUAGCCCAUAUUCGAUAUAUUAAAAUUCUAACAUGAUUGGUACGGUACGUACCGUAACUUUAUUUAUACCGGGUAUUUUUUUCGGGUACAUUUACAUUUAAGGAUAGAAAACUAACUACCUAACUAAACUAGAAUCUAAGAUAAAAAUUAAGGAGGCUUUAGGGUCAAAAUUGCAAAAUUUUCAUGACUCCAUUGUCUCGUAAUUUCCAGAAGAGACUGGAGCACAAAGAAAACCGAACUAGAUAUAGAAAUAUUACCAGAAAGUCUCGGAGUCUUGUUGGAAUUUUUUAACAAUAUCAAAGGUGGGCUAUUAAACUGCAAAUACGGUGUAGUUGAUGUUUAUGAACUAAGAGAAGCUUGUAAUAAUGGUAGGUGUCUUAGAAGAGGCCAAGUUCUUUGGAAUUUCAGGCAUAUUGGAACAGCUGGAAGAAAUGGCGAAGGUAUGAAUAUGUUUCCUGGUGAACUUUAUGGCCCGCUACAUAUUCCGGUAGAAUCGGUGUGGUGCUUAAACGUCUGGACGCAACCUAAAUAAACUUUGUCUUAUUGUCUGCUUCAUUGCCUUUUUCUUUUUCGUUAAGCCUGAGGGCAUGCAAUCUAUCGUUAUGAUUCUGUAAAUUAAUGGUGAAAAUGAACUGGUCUUACGAGCUCGAAGUCGAAGAACGUAUUAUUGUUAUUGGCUUAACUCUUCACCCAAAUAAUAUAUUAUCAGGUAGACAUGUGAGACGGCCAACAGAGCUAAAAAAGCACAGAGGUUUUCUUGUAUUAAAAAGGAACAAGAAAAUAGUUUUACAGUAUUGGAGUUCAUAUUAAGUGAAAACUAUCCGCAAUGGUGUCAGGGCCUAUGAAAGUUAUUUAAUCUGUUGCUUUUUAGGCCAUGGAUAAGUCAGAUGAUGCGCCGCUAUCAAGAAGUGAGUUUGUGAAAAUUUUGUUGUCAACGCCAUCGAACUGUGAGCUUCGUUGCCAGGUAUUAAAAGUAUUCCAAACCUUUCGGGACUCAAAGUGCAUGUUCAAUGUCACUUCGCUGCGUUGUACGCAAAAUAUAACACGGUAUUUCAGUAUUUAUAUUUAUUUAUAUUUAUUUGUAUUUGUAUUUAUUCCAAUAGAGCGGUUUUCACUUGACUGUCGAAAGGGAUUGGUUUUGGUUUUGGUUUUGGUUUUGGUUUUACUACGCCCUUUGGUUGGCUAGUGUAUUUACUUUGGUUUUGGUUUUACGACAGUCAAGUGAAAACCGCUCUAAAUGUUAAUUUGCUUAUGGGCCUUUUACCGCGCGUUGCGCCGGCUGCAAGUAUUUUGUUCGUGUUCUGAUUGGUUCGUUGCUUCAGGGCGGAAAAACGUAAUGAGCAUGCGUGAACGUUUUUGCCCAGAUCCCCUGGCCGGGUUUGAAAACAUGGCGGGAUUUCAAAUAUUUUAUUGCCUAAAAAUAAGAUGUUUCCACUCAUAACCUGGAAAGAACAGGCAAUUUGUCUUCAAAAGUUGCAAGCUGUGGUUAUAACCUUGUCGUUACUUAAUUUUCUCGAAGAAUACCUCAUAGUAAAACGGACUUUAACGACAUCAAUUUCCUUGCGUUGUACUGAAAAUGUGCAUGCGUAGGUCCGAUUUUUUUCAAGAUGCAUUCACAAAAUGUGUUCAUAUAAGGAAGUUCCUGGAUAUAUAAGGUCCGGAGCUCCAUUGUGGACACAAAAACAACAUAUCUUUGGACAGUGAUUUGCCCAAAAAAAUUAACGCUUGCCCACAAUGUCUUUGAAGGCACUGAACUUGUCGCACUCGAGCUGAUAUUUUAAAACCCUCGCUCGAUCGGACACUCGUAGUUUCGCAAAUUACUAAAACAUAAACAAAAUCCUCAAUGCAGAAGUUAUUGCGUUGAUAUGCGGGCAGAAAAAAGGUCAAUCUUUAUCUAGUAAAAUCUUCCCAAAAAUCGGUUUUAAAGCAACUAUAGUUUAUUUUUAAACUUGAUCGUUUCGCGUACUAAGAGAGAAAUAUAAAUUGUGCUUUGUGUUGUCAAGUUGAAAAUGCAUAACAUCUGUCAAAAACCUACACGUAAAUAGGAUUUCCUUCAAACAAAGUUAAAAUUACAUUAUUGCAAAAACUUCUUGCUGACAAUGAAGAAAUGAAUUUUUUGUACGAAAACAACCUACCUAAAGAUCUUAAAAGCAAAAUAUCAGUUGCAGUGAGCUUCGCAGCUAAACCAUGAUUCACCAUGUAGCUCUUCUCCUCGCUUUAAUAACUCAGUGAAUAACUGGUCCGUGUGAGGGUCUUCAUUCAAGCAAAUUAAACUCAGCCAAUCGUUACAAAAUUCAGAAAACUGCACAUAAGGGUAUUUGUUUUGCUCGCUUAAGACAAAUCCAGCUCUAGCAAUUCAGUGUUACGGGCAGAGUCAAUUGUUUUGAAGUCACUGCCGGCAGUUGUCCUCUACUUCACAGCGAGUGAAAUGGAAAAUUUGCGUACAGAAAGUUAUUUCUUAUAAAGAACAGAAACUUUCACAGUGCAGCGGAAAACAAAACUAUGUAAUUAAAAGUGAAGAAAACUCUGACUACUUGCAGUAUUUGAGCAACAGAAAAAUGAUUCUUUUCUUCUAGAGUAAGUUUACUGGCCUUCUACCGGUAUUUCCGAGAAAGUUUUACGGCGCACAAAAUGGUUCUUUGACUGAAGAGAAGGAUAAAGCUGGUUCUACAAAGGGAAUAAAUCUGGGCAUGUGAAAAAGUAUUUACUAAUUUUAAAAAAAGUGGGUUUUAAUUCAGCCCGGCGAAAGAAGGCGAAAUCAACUCACAAAUAAAUCGAAUGAACAAUCAAAAAAAUACUCGCCUCUUUGGAAAUGUUCAAAACUCUUUAUUCCACCUCAGACUGACGGAAUGAUCCGUUUUUCCUUUAACAUUGGUUGUUCCGAGUCCAAAGUAAUUUUCAAGUGACGAAAAACAAAAACCACACAAAAGUAAAAAGGCUUUUCGAGGAGCAAACGUUCACAACUUGUGCAUUUCAUUCAGUCUUAGUCAGAACUCUCUCAGUGACAAACAAACAAACUGUCGAACACAGUCAACAGACAGAGAAGCCAACCUUGAGCCUGCGAUAAAGGAUGCGCAGAAGCUUGCGCAGAACGUUUUUCCGCCCUGAAGUUCGUUGCAUUGUCUGGGUCUGUUAUGAUUUUUUUUCGUCUCAGCCUCGUACCCAGGCCAGUUCGCGCUAUCCGAGUUACCAGAGGCGGCUUGGAACCUAGCGCGAAUCCUCGGCGAAUUUUCUCGACAAGUUUGACAGGUGGCUUCACAUCCGAAAUCACCGAGGACGACUGGGAACGAAGCUGCCUUUUUCUUAAUUUUCCUUCCAGUUAGCUUCAACUCACUAACUUAGCUUUUUAGCAUUAAAAUUUCACGGAAAGUUUACAUAAUACUGUACAUUUAUUGAUUUGUAGUGUGAAUUUGUUAUUCUCUACAGGGGAUAAAUCUUGACUCCGCUGAUCUUUCCAAGCUCGAUCUACGUUUUAUUAACUUCAAAAUGGCGAACUUGAAAAAGACGGACCUUGCAAACGCUAACCUGUCAAACUGUUGCUUGGAACGAGCGAAUCUUUCCGGAGCUCACAUGGAUGUAAGUUUAUUCCUACAAAGUGAAUACACUCGUACACAGAAACGUUAAAAGAAGAACGCUUUCCAUUUUUUUACAGUGGCCAGCUGUAGUUAGACUGCGAGCACACAUUUUUCAGUCUGACGAGUCGAGACAUUAGGGGGCUUAAGUAACCAAGACGGCGACGGCAACGAGAACGGGAAAAAAGCUAUAGGUUUAUACAUUGCAAAAGAACAACUUUUCCCGUGGAUCACGCUUUUUUGUACAUUUCUUUGCUGUCACUGCACGACUACGACGUGAUAAUGCCUCAAUUCACUUUUGUUGGAGGACAUGAACGUAAGACCACGACUGUCAUUUUCUUUUCCUGAAUUUGACACAGCCUCUUAGAAUUCAACUCCAGAAAAAUUUGCCAACAUUGACGAAAUGAACGAGAUGCAGUAAGCGCGAUAAAUUUGGAAUUUGGAAGUGGAAAACUAGGAAAGGCGGGAGGCAAGGUGUCCAUCUGUCGAUCCUUCUCUUCCCGCCAACACCCCCGUUUACCUCAUUCUUUGGUUUGUAGCAUGCUCCCCGCACUACAAUCCUAAAAAAAACUGAGCUACCACUCUAGAGCCCUUGUCGGUCAUUUUGUGAAUACUAUUCUAUUACUUGUUAAAAAGAUAUAAUUAUGAAGAGCGACCAUCCGGCUUGUGUCCAAGUAAAGUAAAGUAGGUAAAAUACAUUAUACGUGUUGAACAGGUUUUUGGACUGGCUAACGCUGAUUUCCCAUGCCUGCGAUCACAUAACAAUGAUCUCUUUCUUGAUCAUCCUUAUGUUAUUUGCACAGUUUAAAUUUCUAAAUUCCAAAAUCAAUAGCCCUACUUUGUCAUCUUUUUAUUUGCACUCCAGGGUGCUAUUUUAAGCUGUACUCGUCUCCAGAGGGCCCAUAUGGAAGGGGCCUCUCUUAGAGGGUGUAACUUUGAAGACCCUGCUGGUACCAGAGCUCAUCUUGAAGGUAAGAGAGUGCUCUAUUUUCUAAGCUAACUCCCCGGUCCCCCAUAUAAUUUGAACUUGAGCGCAUUGUCUCCUUUUCUUGUGAAAUGCACCACCGCUUAUUUUUACGUGUAAACUUAGUGUUCACAUUAGCUGUAACUAUGUUUUAUAUCCAGCUACCAUUCAUUAUGACGUGUUUUUUUUUUUAGGUGUAAACUUAAAAGGUUCAGAUUUGGAAGGAAGUCAGUUAGGAAAUGUCAAUCUUCGUGUCGCCACUCUCAAGGGCGCUAAUCUACAAAACUGCAACUUACGAGGAGCGGAGUUAGCAGGCGCUGAUUUAGAAGUAAGAUUUACUGUUGCAUUCUCUAUACUGUGUAAAGAUUGGGACACCUCAGCCUAGUCCCUACGCGUUCUCGGCUUGGUCAAUCCUGGACUCUACCGUGAGCUGUGACAUCACCGACAGAGACUAGCCGAGAAAAGCCGAGAACGUCUCUCGCCCGCUCUUUCCCAAGCUUGGCGCGGACAACGGGUCCAGAGAGAACGCCUAGAGAGUCGACUGGGGACACCUUGCUUUUGUGACAGAACACCGAAACUUUAGAAGGAGCUGUUCCAAAUUGUUCCUUGCAAACUUUGCGUUAAAGUAUAAAAAUGUGUAUUAUUUUUUUCUUGGCCGUCUUUUUGGGUUUUUUCCUGAGAUCGCACCUUACCUCUGGUCUGGUUAAGUGCGGAGUAUUAUUUGAUUAGACAUGAUAAUGUGAGAGACAGAGAUCGAACCACGUAACCUAUUGCAAACAACGCAAUUCUAACAAAGUUGCUUCUUUGUAGCUGUAGACCUCAUUCCAAAAUGGGAUUAAUUCAUUGUUUUUAUAUCUAUUUGUAAGUUAUUUCCUUUUAUGCCGUGUAUAAAAUCCUGGAGUUUGGAAAUUCAAAUCAAAGCUACGUAGAACUACCGUCUACUGUUUUUGAAGAUAUUUACAAGUGUCUUGCAAAUACUUAAAGAAAAGAACAUACGCCCCAUUCAAACCAAUGCAGCUGUUUAGUCAAGAAGUUUUCGAAAGCUGCUUACUGAUUAUUCUCGUCUACAAAUUUAGUGCAAGCUAAAACUUACUUCAGUGAACCGUAUAUUAUAGUAGUCAAAUUUCGGCUUUCAGUUUCUGAUUUCAUUUUGGUAAACCUGGGCUAAUUCAACAUAUUUUAUUGGCGCAAACGUAGCAGUAGUCUAUAUACUAAAAGGAUGUCGCACUUUGAAAAGCAAAGUAAAAUGUAUCUGUUGUUUUUUGUUCGUUGUUUUUGCCUAGAACUGUAACUUAACUGGGUGUGAUCUCCAAGAUGCAAACCUCAGAGGCGCCAACAUUACUGGCGCUACAAUCGCAGACAUCACUGGUCCACUUCAUAUGACGGCAUUUGUCCGAAAUCAGCUUCCAGGCUCUCGCUUGAUCUCCUCGCCUCCAGACACUUAAAGGACUUGGCUAACGCGUUGAGACAGGAAAAUGAAUCAAUUCUGGGUUAAGAGAUGCUGCUGCUCUAUGAUUCUUCUUAUCGCGCCUUCAACACAGACAAGUGUCAGAGGGCAUGCAACACAGUGCAAGGCUAACGGAAAUCAGUAAUUUUCUACUUCGAAAUCUUGAAGCGGGGAAUAGUCUUCGCAAAUAAAGCGUAUAAUUUGAGAAUCAGGCACAAGAGGAAUAGCAGAACACAGAGGGUCAAGUCACAAGUUAAAAGGAAUUAGCGUGUGUUAUAGACAGUUACUCACUCGCCCUGACUCAUGGAAAUAAAGAAACUAGUGAUGUGCUUCUAAAGUAUAAUAACGAAG
Molecule: messenger RNA, 11236 nt
Organism: Porites lobata
Lineage: Eukaryota; Metazoa; Cnidaria; Anthozoa; Scleractinia; Poritidae
Source: the annotation of a GenBank genome assembly